CAUUAUCGAGAUUCCUCUGAAACACAUCUUAAUUCACCACUAAUGGCUGAAACAAGCAUCGGUAACAGCCCGAAAAGAUGUGCAGUUGUAACAGGAGCAAACAGAGGGAUUGGACUGGAGAUAUGCAGGCAGUUAGCUUCUCAGGGGAUCACUGUGGUGUUGACUGCUAGAGAUGAGAAGAGGGGACUUGACGCCCUUCACAGGCUCAGAGAUUCAGGUGGUCUUUCUGGUGAUCUGCUCUUCCAUCAGCUUGAUGUGGGGGAUUCAUCUAGUGUUGCUUCGCUUGCUGAGUUCAUCAACACUCAACUUGGAAGGCUUGAUAUCUUGGUGAACAAUGCAGGGAUUGGUGGAGCUAUCGUAGACGAGGCUGCUAUAAGAGCUGCUGCUUGUAUAAAAAAUGGAUAGGCUAAAAGAACAUUAGGCGAUGCUGAAAACCUUACAGAAGAGAGGGUUGAUAAAGUGGUCAAGGAAUUUCUGCAAGACUUCAAUGAGGGUUACCAAGAAGCCAAAGGCUGGCCUUUAGCUUAUGUCAUCUCGAAAGCAGCCUUGAAUGCAUAUACAAGAAUUCUGGCCAAGAGAUUCCCAAAUUUCAAGGUGAAUUGUGUGUGUCCUGGCUUUGUCAAAACAGAUAUAAAUUAUAAUACUGGCACUUUGCCUGUAGAAGAAGGUGCUGAAAGUCCUGUGAAGCUAGCUCUGCUGUCCAAUGAUGGACCCUCUGGCUUGUUCUUUUCGAGUAACCAAGUCACAUCUUUUGAAUGAAAAUGAAUCCUUUAGAAACAGUUGUUGUGGUCAAAGAUUAAAUUGUA
Messenger RNA from Coffea eugenioides, 806 nucleotides. Its product is annotated as (+)-neomenthol dehydrogenase-like. The record is from RefSeq and is a predicted model, not a curated record. The transcript is spliced from 4 exons. The coding region runs from base 43 to 405 and encodes 120 amino acids. Gene Ontology annotation, cellular component: membrane. NCBI's taxonomy places the organism in Eukaryota, Viridiplantae, Streptophyta, Magnoliopsida, Gentianales, Rubiaceae.